CGGGCCAGUUGCAGGCAUAAUCUUAGUAACCCGUAGUUGCAUCAAACCCGAACGCACCUUCCGCCGUAAAACAUCGCACGUCACGAAUUUGUUGUUGUACCUUCCAUCCCAAACAAGAAGCGUCUACAAGCACGCUGGCUUUCCCCGUUUGAAAGUGCCUCGCCUGUACAGCGUCUCAUACGCCGCUCAAAAUAUUUAGCGACUUGCAGAGGGUUCAGUGUCUGAGGGCAACAACGAGGUCCUCUCUCUUCUCGAUCUCCUUGACCUGCGGAAAAUUCAGCUCCAACCAUGCCCGUCAUCGUCGACCUGGACGCGGAAGCGGCCCCAAAGCCCCGCAUUCUCGUUGUCUCUCUCGAAUAUCAGGAGUGCUAUGACGAAUCUGUCAACCGGUUCUUGACCCCCAUGACCGAGCUGGCUACUGUUCAGCGCGUCAAGAAGGCCGCCACCCUCACCCGUCUCCUCACCAACGAGAGUUCUGAGCCGUACUCCGCCAUCGUCCUAACUGACGCCGCGCUCACGCUUCCCGAAAACCUUCCUCUUUGGGAGCACGUCCUCUCUUACCUGCGCCGCACAGGCGCCACCGCUGUACUCACCGGUCAAGUGGCGUGUUUUGUCAUCCCCGAUGACCUCGACGACUUUUUCCGUGUCUCGGGCCUUCCCGAGUGGAAGGCCGGCAUGUACCAGCGCAACAUCGUCGUGAUGAACGAACAGGCCGACGGCAUCCGCGACGCUACGCACUUUGACAUUGGCGACAAGAAUGGUCUUAAGGCUGCCUACAGCGUCAAGUCGCUGUGCCUGUCGGGUGUGAAGAGCGAGCACAGGUGGUAUGUUCCUGACGCCACUCAGGAGGAUCCAAACCUGAACAUCGCCGCAAGACUUACUAGGAGUCCUGAAGGUCGGGAUCCGGAGCGGGUGCGCCAGCAAGCUGCGGUGGCCUACGGUCCCGUGGGAGAGAAGGGUAGAAUUGGCUGGGUGGGCGAUAUCAACACUGAGGACCCCUCGGUCAAGGUCAUUUUGGCCUUGUGCGGGCUUGAUCCAGCUAAGGCCCAUGUCGAGCCGUUGAAGCCUCGUGGGUUGCGGUUCGACGCUGCACAAGGACGUUUUGUCGAGAUUGAGGACUGAAUGUUCCGCGGGGAAUCAGCCAAAUCGGCACGCGGAGAUGUCUAAGCGCAAUCCCAGACAUAUAAUACCGGUAUCCAUGUUCUUACGGUCCAACUUGCAGUACGGUAUGUGGCUCGCCAGUAUCAUCUAUCUGGCUUUUGGCGAGCCAGAACACUGAUAUGAAUGAAUACACAUACUGGCAUUCUUAGCAGCAGGUUCUACAACCGAUAUAUCGGCCACUAUACCUCUGAAAGCGACCUCUGCUUCAAGGUGCACUUGCGCGAGCCGUGGUCCUUAAGGAUUCACAUCGAUAGCCAUAUUAGCCCCAAAGAAACAUGUCAGACACCUCCUAUGGACGACUUGACCGAUAUCAUCUUAUACAAUCUGUCCCGC
This is a messenger RNA of Neurospora crassa OR74A, 1494 nucleotides long. RefSeq lists its product as hypothetical. The record is from RefSeq and is a predicted model, not a curated record. The coding region runs from base 289 to 1122 and encodes 277 amino acids. NCBI's taxonomy places the organism in Eukaryota, Fungi, Ascomycota, Sordariomycetes, Sordariales, Sordariaceae. The transcript has 2 exons.